Molecule: messenger RNA, 834 nt
Organism: Cavenderia fasciculata
Lineage: Eukaryota; Evosea; Eumycetozoa; Acytosteliales; Cavenderiaceae
Exons: 5
Coding region: 1-834 (277 amino acids)
Source: RefSeq, a predicted model, not a curated record
AUGUUCAAAUCAACUAUUCUUGGAUUAGGUGUUUUAGCCGCCGCCCUUGGUUACGUCAAUGCUGACGAUUACAAUUGUGCUCAAAUGCAACAAUUGGCCGGUACAGUUUUUUCUGGUCAAACUGCCACCAACUUUAUUUGUAUCGCAUACUAUGAGUCUAGUUGGAAUACCGAUGCACAAAACCCAUCUGGUGCUUCUGGUCUCUGGCAAAUUUUCGAUUUGUUCAAUCCAACCAUCAACGCCCAAUGUGCUCUUGCCGUUUACAAUGCCCAAGGUUACAAUGCCUGGACGACGUGGUCAAGUGGCGACUGCACCAACUGGAACAAGUGUGGAUCUAGCUCAUCCUCCUCAGGUGCUUCAUCUGGUGCCUCUACCUCUGGUGCUUCAACAUCUGGUGCCUCCACCUCUGGAUCAUCCGGAUCUUCUGGUUCAUCCGGUUCAUCUGGAUCUUCAGGUUCAUCCGGUUCAUCCGGUUCAUCUGGUUCAUCUGGUUCAUCCGGUUCAUCCGCAUCAUCAGGAACAUCCUCAUCCGGUUCAUCCGGUUCAUCAGGAUCAUCAGGAUCAUCAGGAUCUACCUCAACUUCAGGUACCUCAUCAUCUGGUUCAUCAUCUGGUUCAUCAUCUGGCACUGGAUCCUCAUCAGGUACAGGUUCUGGAACUGGUUCAGGAAGCAACGGCGACUGCACCAACUGGAACAAGUGUGGAUCUAGCUCAUCCUCCUCAGGUGCUUCAUCUGGUGCCUCUACCUCUGGAUCAUCCGGAUCUUCAGGAUCAUCAGGUUCAUCCGGUUCAUCUGGAUCUUCAGGAUCAUCCGGUUCAUCAGGAUCAACCUGA